AGGGUGGUUGCCUACGAGCGCACCCCUACGUAUUAUUUCUACGGAAACAUCACAACACGCGACCAACGGCAAAACAAAUACAGAGACUACACCAACAAAUUACAAUCAAAUAAUAAAUCUAAUUUAUCGUAACACGUAACCAUGAAAGUUAAUCCGCCGGUAAACUUCGGGUUUACAACCGAAGAAUUUUAUAAGCGGCAUGAUCUAUGAAAGCUAAAUCAGCGGUCAAAUACCUGGCCAACGUGUUUCAGCUGCAAAAGCGUGCAUCUGGGAUGAGAUGCCGAUCAUCCAGUCCUGUUGCUGUUGGCGAAGCCUGCGGCGAGGAUGCUACGCUUCAGCACUCUACACCAUGGUAUGUUUGCAACAAGUAUACUUCUCAGUGACCAUAGUGACCAUGGGUCACUUCAUAGAAAUGGAGCAGCGCUACCUGAACGGAAUGAUGACGGAGCCAGAAUCGGAAAGUUUCCUGGAACCGGGUAAAAUAACACCCAUAACCGUGUCCCUCAAUAUAACUUUGCUGGCUUGCAGUACGUUGGGUCUUAUUGCAUGUGUCCUCUUAAUAUUCGGAGUAUACAAAGACAUAAAGUUUAUGCUGCUGCCAUGGAUAGUGGCAAUGGGACUGGAAACGCUCGUCGAAGUUAUAAACGUCGUGUAUCUCUUUUACCUGCAGACUCUCAACUUUAAUCCAAUAACAUCAUUCCUGUUCACAUUGGACUUCUUCAUAAUUGUACUUAAUAUCAAACUAAUCCGUAUAUAUGCCAUGGUGUGCGUGAUAUCUCAGUUUCAAGAAUAUCUAGAAGGACGGGGUACAGCUGCCUUCGAUUACUCUGAUAGGGUGACGGUGCAGUACACAGCAACAGCUCAGCAAACCACGACCACAAGCUCAGCACCAAGCGGCCGGAGGCGCUCUGCAGGAAAACCGAUGCCUAGUCGACAUGAGCCAGAAGAGUUCUCCGAGGCACCUACUAAGACCAUUACUUCGGUGCUCUCGAAGACAAGUCGAUCAGCGGUGAAGAAGCACGUCCAGUUUCCAGACGAGCAGAGCUGUAUCGAGGAGGCAACUGAAGGUCCAGCUUCAUCCGUUAUCGAAGAGAAACCUGAGACGCGCGUAAUCAGCUCCCUGUGGAUGGAGUUGGAGUCUGAAGCGCCGGCGCCGGAACGCUGACGCCGGCGCAGCGAGCAGUACUAUCGGCCGGUGUCACGCGCGCGCCUCGAGCGCCGCAAGAUGUCCGCCGCCGGAGUACCGCCCGCUGAUACUUCACACAGCAAGGACUCUUUAUAAGCGCCCAUGCAGAUGGAUACAUCGCCUUAAAGAUAUUAUUAUAAUUAUUAUACCAUCGCUGCUAAGGAAAAAUGUAUUAAACGCCUCUUUGACCGACAUAGCAUUAUAAGUGAUUCUAGUAACCCUACAUGCACGUUAAACACGUUUUUUUUCAAAAAUUAAAUAGUUAUAGCCUAUUUUAUUCAUUGAUAAUGUAGCUUUCUAUAGGUGAAAUAUGUUUUCAAAUUGGUUUAAUAUUUUCGAGUUUAUACAUUGCAAAAAAAAAUAAAAUAUUUCGUCAUUAUAAUAUUAGUUCAGAUAAGUAUUUUUCUGCGUCGAAAGGUAUAAAGGCAACCACAGAAAUUUCUUUGGAAAUAUUAUUACUCGUAAUAUACGAAGAUCGUAAUACAAUAAUUGUUAACUGAUUGAAAAAUGUUUAAGCAGACUGAAUUUGAAUCGUUGCCUCUUUAGUUAGAAGUUGGUUUAUUUACACUCCAAAACGUUUCGUUGUAGUCUAUCUUUUAUUCAUAUACCUAAAACAUGUAAAAAAUAUAAAGAUGUGAUAUUAACUGUAUCACUGUAGCAGAUAUUUUUUAUACAAUAUAUUAUCGCACAUUUUGCCUUUUCGUUUCGCUUCGUGUUUUUGAUCCCCUGUAAAAUUCACGGAAUGUCGCUUAAUACAUUUUCCCUUUGUAGCGUAGAGCAUUCAUAACGAAUCUCACCAAAGUGCGGCAAUGUUGCUAUCAUUUGUCAAUUUUCAAAAACAAUUGAACAAUAUUUUCAAUAUUAAUGAUUUAAAAAGAGCUCAAUUAACUAUUAAAAUGUUAAUACAUAAUAAUUGCAGUAUUAUUCUUAUAAUUUUUGAUACAAAAAAAAUAGAAUUCGUAAACAAAUUACGAUUUUCCUUUUUAAGAGUUUUAUAUGAAGUUAUG
Galleria mellonella (greater wax moth) is the source of this 2193-nucleotide messenger RNA. RefSeq lists its product as uncharacterized. Bases 278 to 1165 code for a protein of 295 amino acids. The transcript is spliced from 12 exons. The record is from RefSeq and is a predicted model, not a curated record. NCBI's taxonomy places the organism in Eukaryota, Metazoa, Arthropoda, Insecta, Lepidoptera, Pyralidae.